This is a messenger RNA of Hyphopichia burtonii NRRL Y-1933, 1541 nucleotides long. Its product is annotated as mitochondrial 37S ribosomal protein uS4m. Gene Ontology annotation, biological process: positive regulation of translational fidelity. Bases 40 to 1437 code for a protein of 465 amino acids. The record is from RefSeq and is a predicted model, not a curated record. Gene Ontology annotation, cellular component: mitochondrial small ribosomal subunit. Gene Ontology annotation, molecular function: structural constituent of ribosome; rRNA binding. The transcript has a single exon. Lineage: Eukaryota; Fungi; Ascomycota; Pichiomycetes; Serinales; Debaryomycetaceae.
CUUUUCCAUUCAACGGACUCAAGUACUCCAGGAUAGAUAAUGCCUAGAAAGACACCGAAUAUCAACUCUUUGGCUAGGGGACGUGUUCGUGCCUCUAUGAACAAGUUCAACUUGUUUAAUUUAUAUAAGAAACCUAGUAUAAAACUUCAGAAUAGUACUUUAUAUCAACAAAAGUUUCGUUCCAAACAAGAAACUAGAGCUUAUCAUGGGGAACAUUUAACUGAACGUCGUUGGAAACAAAUUUUUAACCCAAACUUGGAGUCUGUUGCCCAGUUGGAUGCUUCUUUGAAGGGUUCUUUCGUUGAAGAAACCCCAUUGGUUUUACAAACUUAUGCUAGUUUAGAAAAAAGAUUAGAGUUUGCCGUAUUCAGAUCCAUGUUUGCAUCUUCCAUAAGACAAGCUAGACAAUUCAUCUUGAAUGGUCAUGUUAAAGUCAAUGACGUUGUUAUUAAACACCCAGCUUAUCCUUUGAAAGCAGGUGAUUUAUUCAGUGUCAAUCCAGAAAAAGUUUUAAUUGCCAUGGGUAGAACAAAGCCAAGUCUAGAACAAGCAGUUAAGGUUGAUAAUAAACAAAUCGGUGCUUACAACAGAUACGUCAAAAAGUCUAAGGAAGCCCCAAGAGAGGUUUGGGAGUUUGAACAAUCAAAACCAGCAUCCUUAAAUACCAUCGAUGAACAUGCAGACACUCGUAUCAAGGGUAUCAAAGAUUUCAAUGAAUCUCUCGAGAAAAAUAUGCUUCAAGAACAAAGAAAUACUACUAGAGAAGCGGUAUUAUCAAAAAUAUUAACCACUGCUUCUUCUGAAGAGUCUGUAACUGCUCAGGUUUUUGAAAAUCUUUAUGGUAAAAGAAAUGCAGAAAGAUGUUUCCUUAUUUAUGAUAAAUUGAAGAAAGCUGAUCAUAAAUUAAUCAAAGAACAUUCAAUUGAAGACGCAAAAACUUUCAUCACCACCAAAUCCAAUGAAUUCGCAUCCGAAGCCCAAGCUAAACUUGCUAGUGGAGUCAAGAAACCGUUACAAGAAAUUGUUUCUCAUCAAUUGGAAUACCUUAGAGUAUCUGCUCAAUCGGGUCAAUUACCUGAAUCAUCAAAAGAACUUCCAUUCGAUCCUGAAUUUAACAAAGACUUAGAUUUCCACCCUAAAUUAGAUAAGGAUGCUGUUCUUGAAGAUGAAUCAUCUGCUGUAGUCGACCUUCCAUGGCAAAAAGGUUUAUUUGGCCGUGAAGAUCCGGCCAAACCUUACUUUUCUCCUUGGACUCCUAGACCUUUUAUUGGUGCUUUUGCAAUUUUACCAUCUCACAUUGAAAUCAACUUCCCAACUUGUCAUGCUGUUUACUUGAGAGAUCCUGUUGCCAGACCAGGCCACUCUGAAGUUAUCUCACCUUUCCACACUGAAAUCCAUAAGAGAGCUUACAUGUUCUACGUUAGAAAAGGUUUAUAAUCAAGUACGAUAUUUAUACGGAGAUAUUCAUCUUUGUUUUAAUUCUUCCUAUGUCAAUAAACUUCUCGUUCCUUGUAUAUAUAUAUAUUUACGUUAAUCUAAGU